AUGCUCAUGCGAUCGAGAGGACUCCUCGAGUCCUCUCCCGCGACCAAAAAAAAGAACGGCGCAGUUUUGAAUAUCAAAAGAAGAGAAGAGGACGGGGACGGUCCAAAUGCAUCGUCGAGCGUCACGUUUAGGAUACUCGUCGUUCUCUUCGGCGUUUUCUGCGGCUUUGUUCUCUCUUCUUAUGCCAGCGGCGAUGGAAACAGUCAAUCGAGGAUGGGUAAGGGUGUUCAAGAUUUACACAGGAAUGUGAAAGGCGCGUAUCGAGCGCACACCGAGGCGAGAAAAGAGUAUUUAAAGCGAUAUCGAGAAUCGUAUUUGGAAGCCGUGUUUGCUUCUGGUGGAGAGAAUAUACAGAAAGAAAAAGAAGAAGAAGAAGGAGGAGGAGAAAAAGGAGGCGACGCGGCAGUAGCAGAGGUACUAGCACAGAUGUCAGAAGUAGAAGGAGAGCAAACAGAAAGAGAUGAAGAUGGUGGUGUGAGUGUCACACCAGUGCCGGUUAUAGAAUCACCGCCGCCACCGCCGCCAUCGCCAUUGUCACAACGUACGCGUGGCAACGCACACGUUUAUAUUUUCCAUCACCUAUCGGAUUUUGGUCUAGGACAUUUGAUGGAAGAGUUUGCGAAGGUUUACGAAAUCUUGGACAUGUUAGGGGUAGGAAGCGUGAGUAUUCGUGAGUGUGGAACACCACAUAAACCAUGGCAUUCUGGAAAAAUGCAACCGUGCGAAGAUAGUUUCCGACACAAUAAAAAUGUGGUCAAAUACGGCAAACGUUCGAGUGAUAUCGAUGUUUCCUUAGGGCCAAACGAAGAAACAGAAGAUAUGAAGAGUUUUGUGCACAUUGACGGACAGAGUGAGGAUUGGAUUCAAGCGCUUGAAAAUAUGACCAAUCCAGAAACACCGACGAAUGUAUUCAUCACCGAGCCGCAUAAUAAAUACAUCGGGUCUGGCAAGUAUGCAAAAGUCACGGACAAUAAUUCUUGCGCAGGAAUAAACAAAUGGUUCGGAGACCCGUCUGAUUUCCUUCUCGAAGAGUUGGAAAACCAUAAAAAGUGGCAGAAUAUUCACGGUACGGAAUCUAAGACGCAUCAAAAUGACAUAGCCUUUCACUUUCGAUUAUUAGAUCAUGAAGAUCUUGGAAUUGAAGUUCAGCCAGACUUAUCCAUAAAGAUAGGUCAUCGUGAGAUUAAAUUAGGCGACCAAAGGUUAGAUAAUGAAGAUGGAUACGGUCGUCUCGCUCACUUGGAUUUGAAGCGUGCGGUAGACGAUGUGAUCGAUUUUGCGAAAAAAAUAUUCGAGACUUCUGGACUCACUACUUUUGUAGCGAGUGAUGCUCCGGCUAUUCAAGCGUAUCUGAAGAAUAAUCCCGUAAUUUCAAUGAUCGAACAUGUCUCAGGAAUGAGUGAUGAAGAAGGAGAAGAUGAAAUAGCAGAUCAUCGAGACCUUCGCGAAAGUCAUUACUCCUUAACUUCUGCUUUGGAACUCUACGAGCUCGGCACGGCCAAGAAAAUAGUGUCCUUUCCCUUCUCCUCUGGAUUUUCAAGAGCAGCGUCCUGUUUGAUUAAAGACGGCGAGUAUUUAGGUACGUUGAAGACUCUCGAUGAUCUCGAAAAAGUCAUCAGUACUUAUACGAGAUGA
Bathycoccus prasinos is the source of this 1635-nucleotide messenger RNA. RefSeq lists its product with no specific name. The record is from RefSeq and is a predicted model, not a curated record. The coding region runs from base 1 to 1635 and encodes 544 amino acids. The transcript has a single exon. NCBI's taxonomy places the organism in Eukaryota, Viridiplantae, Chlorophyta, Mamiellophyceae, Mamiellales, Bathycoccaceae.